Molecule: messenger RNA, 489 nt
Organism: Plasmodium inui San Antonio 1
Lineage: Eukaryota; Apicomplexa; Aconoidasida; Haemosporida; Plasmodiidae
Exons: 3
Coding region: 1-489 (162 amino acids)
Source: RefSeq, a predicted model, not a curated record
AUGAAGAAACCAAAUUAUUGGACAGCCUCUUUUGGUCUAUGGCUUGCAUCUCUUGAUUUAAAUCGAGGGAAAAACACGUUGCAUAAUAGAAAAAAACAUUUUGAAGAGUCGAAAUUUUUAUCAUUCGAUCCGAAUUUGAAGAGAAACAAAAAGUUCAAGCCUAAUGACGUAAAGAGGGAAAGUUUUAGAAGUCUGGAAACAGACAGAAGUGUUAGUCUCAAAAAUGAACCCCCUGACGAUGAUGAGGUUGAAGUGGUUUUAAAAAUCGAGAACGUGCUAAGUGAUACGGAAAAAGAUUCAGAUAGAUUGCAGAAAAAUCAGGGAUCCGAUGUGCAAAACGAAAAAUUGGUAUCGAAAUAUAAAGUCGUUUUAGAGGAUUAUGCCAGUCGACUGAUAGGAUAUAGUCCAUAUUUCUCGAUGGAGAUUGAUUAUGUCAAUCUGCAAUCUUUAAAAGAAAUUAGAUACCUCAUUCCUGAGGGGAAAGAAUAA